Thunnus maccoyii (southern bluefin tuna) is the source of this 2109-nucleotide messenger RNA. Its product is annotated as protocadherin beta-12-like. Gene Ontology annotation, cellular component: plasma membrane. The transcript has 4 exons. Gene Ontology annotation, biological process: homophilic cell-cell adhesion. The coding region runs from base 1 to 2109 and encodes 702 amino acids. The record is from RefSeq and is a predicted model, not a curated record. Gene Ontology annotation, molecular function: calcium ion binding. NCBI's taxonomy places the organism in Eukaryota, Metazoa, Chordata, Actinopteri, Scombriformes, Scombridae.
AUGGUAGGUGGUCAGAUACGAUAUUCUAUACCAGAGGAGAUGAAGAAAGGCUCUGUCAUUGGCAAUGUUGCGCAAGAUCUUGGUUUGGAUCUGAAACGGCUCCGUUCUGGGCGGGCCCGUAUCGUGACAGAAGAAAACAUCCAGUACACCGAGCUGAAGACAGACAAAGGGAUUCUAGUCGUGAAUGAGAUAAUAGACCGAGAGCAGCUCUGUGGGGACGUAACACCAUGUAGCUUCACCUUUGAGAUGAUUUUGGAAAAUCCUAUGGAAUUGCACAGAAUAACAAUAAUGAUCCAGGACCAGAACGACAACCCCCCUCAGGUUCUCUACCCAGUCCAGACCGGUGGCUCUCUGGUGGCUGAAAUGGUGCCUCGUUCAGCAGAUGUGGGCUAUCUGGUCACUAAAGUGGUGGCUGUUGAUGUGGACUCUGGACAGAAUGCCUGGCUCUCCUAUAAACUGCAGAAAGCCACAGACAGGGCGCUGUUUGAAGUGGGCUUACAGAAUGGAGAAAUAAGAACUAUCCGCCAGGUGACUGAUAAAGAUGCUGUGAAACAAAGACUGACUGUCAUAGUGGAGGACAACGGGCAGCCCUCUCGUUCAGCUACAGUCAUUGUUAAUGUGGCGGUGGCGGACAGUUUCCCUGAAGUGCUGUCAGAGUUCACUGACUUUACACACGACAAGGAGUACAAUGACAACCUGACUUUUUACUUAGUGUUGGCUCUGGCAGUAGUUUCUUUCCUCUUCAUCACGUGUUUAGUGGUUAUUAUAUCAGUGAAAAUCUACAGAUGGAGACAGUCUCGCAUCCUGUAUCACUCCAAUCUCCCUGUGAUUCCAUAUUAUCCACCACGUUACUCAGACACUUUGGGGACAGGUACUCUCCAACACGUGUACAAUUACGAGGUGUGCAGGACGACUGACUCCAGAAAGAGUGACAUCAAGUAUAUGCCACCAAUGAGUCAAAGUUUGGUUAGUGUUGAUGACGCUGGAACUGAAACCCUGCAGAAUGGAGAACAGUCAUCAGCAGUAUCUCGUAUGUCUACUCUGCAAGCGAAGGCACAGAUCCGGUAUUCAAUCCCAGAGGAGAUGAAGAAAGGGUCUCUUGUUGGUAACGUCGCACAAGAUCUUGGUUUGGAUUUGAAAAGGCUCCGUUCUGGUCGGGCCCGUAUCGUGACCGGAGAGAACAUCCAUUACACCGAGCUGAAGACAGACAAAGGGAUUUUGGUCGUGAAUGAGAGAAUAGACCGAGAGCAGCUUUGUGGAGACGUAACGCCGUGCAGCUUUACCUUUGAGAUUUUAUUGGAAAACCCAAUGGAGUUGCACCCUGUGACCAUAGAAGUAUUGGACGACCAGAACGACAACCCCCCCCAGGUUCUGUACCCAGUCCAGACCGGUGGCUCUCUGGUGGCUGAAAUGGUGCCUCGUUCAGCAGAUGUGGGCUAUCUGGUCACUAAAGUGGUGGCUGUUGAUGUGGACUCUGGACAGAAUGCCUGGCUCUCCUAUAAACUGCAGAAAGCCACAGACAGGGCGCUGUUUGAAGUGGGCUUACAGAAUGGAGAAAUAAGAACUAUCCGCCAGGUGACUGAUAAAGAUGCUGUGAAACAAAGACUGACUGUUAUAGUGGAGGACAACGGGCAGCCUUCUCGUUCAGCUACAGUCAUUGUUAAUGUGGCGGUGGCGGACAGCUUCCCUGAAGUGCUGUCAGAGUUCACUGACUUUACACACGACAAGGAGUACAAUGACAACCUGACUUUUUACUUAGUGUUGGCUCUGGCUGUAGUUUCCUUCCUCUUCAUCACGUGUUUAGUGGUUAUUAUAUCAGUGAAAAUCUACAGAUGGAGACAGUCUCGCAUCCUGUAUCACUCCAAUCUCCCUGUGAUUCCUUAUUAUCCACCACGUUACUCAGACACUUUGGGGACAGGGACUCUCCAACACGUGUACAAUUACGAGGUGUGCAGGACGACUGACUCCAGAAAGAGUAACUGUAAGUUCGGCCGAGCUGGUAGUCAGAACGUGCUGAUAAUGGACCCCAGUUCUACAGGGACGAUGCAACGGAUGCAGAGUGAAAAGAGCAUCCUGGAUGAACCAGACUCUCCUCUAGAGGUGAGCUAA